GUCCUAUACAGGUCCCAAGAACAGGUAAAGUUGCUACUGCGCACGUUGCUGGUCCCCCUCUUCUUCGCAGUUGGCCCGCUCUUUUCUCACCUGGCCCUCAAAGUGGUGGCAUCGGUGAAGAUGAGCGAAUUGGUGAGAACCCUCGGGUUCCUUUUCUUGCUCUUCUACAUCACUUUGUCCUCCACAUUCACGGAGCCCUUCCGGUGCAACCUGCAUCCCAACGGGGUUUUGACCCUGGAAGCAAACCAUGAGGUCUUCUGUAGCUUCUCUGGCACUCAUCUCACAAUGUGCGUGAUCAGCGCCGUGGUGUGCCUCCUCCCACUUAGUUUCCUAGCCAUCUGCUCCUACGUGUUGCUGGUCCUGCUACCUCGCAUUCACCAAGCAGAUGCAGCACUGAUUCGCGCCUGCUCCUUCUUGAUCGUGAGAUUCAAGCCAGGCUUCGAGAGUUUCACCAUCCUUUUCUUGAUGCGGAAUUUGAUCUUCGUCCUCGCACCCAUGAUGUCAGCUUCAGGCUGUCUCUUUGUCAUGGGCCAACUGCUUGGCUUGAGUGCAGUAUGCGUGGCCUAUUUCAAGCCUUGGCGAUCACCUUUGGCUUCGCAGAUGGAUGCGAUCGUAAGCUUUGUGCUGCUCAUGAUCUUGCUUCUCAGUGCACUCACGGUGGCAGAUAUCGAUACUACGGGGAUCAUGAUCCUCUGCACGAUCUGUGCCUCUUUAAUUAUCACUGGACUUUCCGUUGCGGCAGGCUACUUGCUGCUGCAGCAUUUUCUGUCGAAGCUUCACAAGCAGUAU
Molecule: messenger RNA, 789 nt
Organism: Symbiodinium pilosum
Lineage: Eukaryota; Dinophyceae; Suessiales; Symbiodiniaceae
Source: the annotation of a GenBank genome assembly